AUGAAAUAAAAUUUUUAAUUUUAAUAGAAAUAGGGUUUUCAAUUUAAGGAUCACCCUUAAGAACCUGCAUUAUUUUGGUGUAAACAAGCCUAUUGUUAAGUAAACAGAGUUUUUUGCCUUGUUUGCCAAAAAGAAAAGAAACACAUCCAACAUUUCAAUGAAGAUGUUCAUGGCUUUCAUGAAUUAUUAAAAUUUCUGUCUGAGAAAUCAAAAUACCCGAAGGAUCUAAUAUCUGAAUGUUAAAAUUAAUUUGGAUUUACAAUUAAAUCUUUUGAUAAACUUACUUCUAGUUUAUCUUAUAAGUUUUGUGGAUUAGAAGAUAUAAUUAAUAAACUCUAGAACUAUUAAAUCUUAUAAGUACUUGAUUCUUUUGUUCAAUUUGAUGAAAUUAGGAAACACACAGAAAAUAAUAUAAUUGCUUAUUUGAAGAAGUUUUAGAAAAUCUUAGAUGAUCUUUAUAAUUUAUUGGAAUUACAUUUAAUUAAAUAUUAAAUGAUAGAGGAAUAGAUAACAGUUAAUCAAAAUGAAUUGCAAAAAGGAUUGCAUUUAUUUUAUGAUCUUUUAGGUAUCUCUUUAAAUAUUAGAAAUAAAUAAAUUGAAGCACUUUAAAUAUUUGAUAAAUUAUUAUUAGAUGAACCAUAUAAUAUAGAAAUUAUGUAUUAAAAAGGUUAUUAAUCAUAUCUAUUUUUUAGGCAAUUCAUUAAAGAAAUAAUUAAAUGUGAGAUUCAAUAACUUAAUUAAAUAAGAUUAAUCCAAAACAUGUUUUAUCGCUUUGGAAAAUAGGUAGAUUUAGUUUUAUUUAUUAUUUAGGUGAUAUUUUAAGAUAAUAAAAAUCUUAUGAGGAAGCU
Molecule: messenger RNA, 848 nt
Organism: Paramecium sonneborni
Lineage: Eukaryota; Ciliophora; Oligohymenophorea; Peniculida; Parameciidae
Source: the annotation of a GenBank genome assembly